AUGUCAACCAACCAUACCUUUGUCCCGUCGUACGACACCUGCGAUGAGGUGAGCGACCGGUGUCCAGUCGAGCUGACGGUCUACGGAACCUACCUGUCAAAGCCCGCUGCGACAUUUUUCGGUAUCGCCUUUGGCGCUUGUUUUAUAUUUCAGCUUUACUUUGGAAUGCGGUCGCGGACGUGGUCUUUCAUCAUUUGGCUCGGCAUCGGCACCAUCUUCGAGGUCCUGGGGUACCUGGGACGAGUGAAGCUUGCGGACAAUCCUUGGGAGCUGAACUCCUUCGCCCAGCAGUACCUCACGCUACUCUUAGCACCCACCCUGGUCGCAGCCGCCAUUUCUGUCACGUUCAAGCACAUUGUCAUCUGGUACGGCGCGCGGUGGUCCGUCCUCCGGCCGUCGCUGUACCCGUGGGUGUUUGUCGGUACGGACUUUCUCUCCAUCGUCAUCCAGGUGGGCGGAGGCGCCAUCACGGCGGCCAAGGCGUCUGGCUCGAGCGACGAGACGAUGGCGGCGAUCGGGGAGAAGCUCAUCAUCGGCGGCGUGGCUUUUCAGGUGGCCAACAUGGUCUGCUGCGGACUGCUAAUGAUGAUUUACAUGGCGAGACGCCGGUCGGCGCUCGCAUCCGGCUGGCAGCCCAGCGACGAGGCCCAUCUCAUGGAGCGCAACGCCCAGCCCAUGUCCCGGGAGGCGGCAUCUGAAGCAGAAGCGAAGCGUGUGCGCACGUUUGUGUAUGCUCUCGCGGUGGCAUACAUUGCGAUCAUAAUCCGCUGCGCGUAUCGUAUCGCGGAGAAUAUUCCUGCCAUUACUAUGGACGUGUUGCGCAACGAGCCGUUGUUUCUGGGCCUCGACGGCGCGAUGAUGCUCAUUGCUAUUGGCGCCAUCACCGUUUUCCACCCAUAUGUGUACUUCCCUUUUCUCAAGGAGUCGAAGCAUCUGAAGAAGAAAAGCAAGCAGCAAGGAGACUACCAGAUGCGUGGCAUGUCUUGA
This is a messenger RNA of Colletotrichum graminicola M1.001, 987 nucleotides long. RefSeq names its product RTA1 like protein. NCBI's taxonomy places the organism in Eukaryota, Fungi, Ascomycota, Sordariomycetes, Glomerellales, Glomerellaceae. The record is from RefSeq and is a predicted model, not a curated record. The transcript has 2 exons. The coding region runs from base 1 to 987 and encodes 328 amino acids. Gene Ontology annotation, cellular component: plasma membrane; fungal-type vacuole.